AUGCCGGACGAACUCGAAGCGAAGCAAGCCAUUUUCGUACCCACGGCUCUGCAGGCUUACGUAGUCACCGAGGACUUCCCACAAAGCCAAGCUCGAGUAGCACCGCUUAUCCAGCCCAACUAUGCUGCUCUCAGAAGCGAUAGCAACUUGCUCAAGCACGACGUUAUUGAACAGCUUAAUCUCUCUUCUACGAGGCUAAAAGCAAAGUUCAACACUCGCUUCGUGAACGUAGCUUCAGGGGGAGUCUACGGCCAGAGGGUUGGAGUCUACCUAUCAUGGUGCCUACCACGUCUCUACCGGAUGGGCUCUACGGCUACGGACUUAUUGUCAAGCGAUGAAGCGGUUCUCGAUUAUGAAAAGACGCUAUUACGAGAAGGAUUCAUCUCGCAUACAGGUGAGGAUGAUGCACUAGAGGCGGGCAAAUUGAAGUUCCAUCAUGCUCCGAACAGAUGGCUGGUUUUCCGAAUCGUCCAGCCCGAAUCGGACCCAAAUGGCCAGCAAUCCGAAGUCUUUGUCAUUGAAAGUGAUCGCAUACGCAACGUGAACGAUGGUGAUCUUCGACUGUCACAUGUGGAUAUCGACAACUUGACCUCGCCAUUCAUUCACAAAGGGUUGUCCACUGAUAAGCAGUACGAGGCAGUGCUCGGGCUUAAAUCUAGACUCAAGGACUAUAACCCACCAGACAAUGCCCGUCAUCGACAGCCCUUUACGAUUCUGGAUUGGGGUAAUGAGCUUUUCGCCGACUAUCAACCUCACAACUCUAGCGUUUUCAGCAUGUUUGACGACCUAGGCGGCAUUGGUGAUGCCAACAUCACCUAUUACGUGGUUGGGUUUCAUCACAAGAUAAAGCAGGACUCCUUCACCAUUGACGAACCAGACAAUUCUAUCAGGCCGACAUAUCAGGAUUUACUGACGGCCGGACACAUGGAGUUGGACAAAUCUAUGUUUCAGGGCGAUGUGACGAGAGACACAUUUCUGGCCAACAAGGCGGACUUUUCCACACGGGCAAUCUGCCACGGAGCUUUGCGUGAUGUCAAGUUCCGGCGUGGAGGCGGAGGUAAUUCUCCACUAAUCCAACCUGCCAUAAAAUUGCAGCAGGACAUUCUAAAAUCUCAUCCGAUCGCGGUUGGAGCGAACAUUAUGGACGCAUUGCUGGCCUACCUCCGGGUACGCUAUCAUGCACCUGCUGCCGCACAGACUUUCAACGCGAUUGACGACAUGUUGAGCAAAAUGGUGCAAUUGAUCGCUGGAAAGUCUACUUUUGAGGCUCAACAGCAAGCCGAAGACCAGAUUGCUUCCAACGAUUGGGUGGUGGAGAAAGCUGAGUUGACAUGGACCUUUUCGAACUCAGAUGACUCCCAGAAGGCCGAUCCGGGUGUAGUUGAUCCAUCCAAGGCCGAUAAGAGUAACCUGGCGGCGCUCAACAGCUGGCAGGCUUGUAUAGCAGGUUGCCAGAGAGAAAUCAAGUUUCUGCACCACAAGAUAUUCACCUGUUGGUGGAAGGCUAUGGAGGUGGCGCAAAAUCCUGAAAAGGCGACACUCCGUCAAGCUUACAGGAGCGAGGUGGAGGCACACGCAAAACGACUGGAACUUCUCAAAAGCCGAGCCCGAGAAGCCAUGACGGAAAUUGAAACGCUAAAGGCACAAUUUCCAGCUUCGUUACAUCUGCAUACAGCUGCGGCGCCAGCUUUUGGAACCCACCAAGAUCCGACGAUUCUUUUCGCAGGCGUCAAGUCCGGCUGGCCAACGGGGUUCCGAGAAGAACUCAAAGUACGGCAUUCAUCCCAACUACCAGCGCCAAGUUUGGAGAGCCUCGCGGCUCGCUUGCAGGCGACUGAUUGGAGAGGACCUGGGACUAAUGAAUGGCAAUCGCAACUGUCGAACAAAUUCCCGUUGGUAAGCGAAAUGGUCAAGAAAGUAUUACCAGAAGCUAUCAAGGCCGAUGCAGCUGGUCCAAGCUAUCCACCUUCUUACUAUGCGGAAGCAGAGAGUAACCAAGAGGCAUUCAACAACACGCAGGGAUGGUUUCCUCUCUUCAUGGAAUGGGAGGUGGAAUAUUACCACAUCGGCUGGGAAAACUGGCAGUUCGCCGAAGACAAAGACGGAGUUCGGCGCUACAGGCUGCGUGACGACAAGCCGUUGAAGGACAUCCCAGGCGCCAGCGAAUGUCGAACCCUUCAUGGCCGCACCAUGUUCAUCCCGCAAGCUUCGCAGACCUUGAAAACAAGAAUCAAGCAGCUCUUCAGUAGAUUGCACCCCAAGGAUCUUGAGAAGCAAAUUAGUGAGGAAGAUCAAGCAAAAGUCAUCAAGCUGGUGUCGGAAUUGGAGUUCUUUUCUGCCCCUCUCUCUGGGAUCCGAGAGCACAUGUUGACGCUGAUGAAGGGCUCGCAUGUCGGCCUGUCUCCUUACGAUCCUCUAGCCUUAGGAGAACUCGGCAUGAGCGAGGAUCUCGUCAUGGACAUUUCUGAGGCUGCAGAGUUAGCUCCGUAUGGCAAAACGCACCGGCUACCUACGGGAUAUAUCUUCUGUCCCUUCAAGCCCGUCACCCAUGGCCAGUUCCGCUUCACGAGACUUGACAUUGUCGAUAAGUUUGGACAAGUCGUGAACGCAGUGGAACCCGCGGAUUUGGAUCUCGGCCAGCCUGCCACGGCACUUUAUCCUUGUUUGUCGCCACUAUUCUUUUGUGACCCGAUUCCCCAAGACACCCCAUUUGACAAAGAGUUACCUCGACCAAACACCGCGGUGAUACCUGAUGACCUGCGGGGAGUCUGUCAGUUCUUCCAAGUUCCGCCCAGGAUUAACCAGCCCGCCCGCCUUAACGGUACAUAUGUGGUUAAUGACAACGGGAAGUAUCGGCCCGCCUCGUCUUGGGAGAAUCCUAUCUGGGGUUGGCUGGUCGUCAACUACUGCGAUUCGUCGCUGCAAAUUUUCAACCCAGAUGGCCAUUUCUUGCAGGAGAUUUUUAUCCAUCCCGAAGACAAGACAGCCAUUGUGUCCGCACGGCCAAAGUCCGACGCAUGGCACGGCUCCAGCGAACGCCUGGACAAGUUCAUGGCGCUCUGCAAGCAAUAUGAUUACGCCAAAGGGUUCUUUUUCAUGGUCGCGGAGGCCGCGCAGUCGACGGGUUCCAAUCCAUCAGAGCAUGCUGACUUUCUGCCGGCUGCGUUUGGAGACGUUCUGUGCUUUGUUGAUUUUGGAGUUUCUAUGGAACUAGCAGAACAACCUUAUGAGAACCAAAGCGUCCAACGACCCGGAAAGCCUGCUAAGCUCCUGGAGGAUUACGAGUUCCACGUUGCUUUUGGGAGCAGGAAUGCCGCUUAUGAUGGCUUUGUAGGCUACUACGACUUGGAUAGUGGGAUGGAAGAUAUUUUCUCCUCGUUCGGUGUGCCGCGAGAGGAGGCAGAUUCCAAAUCGCCAGUCAUUCGGCCUAAACCUUUGACCAUGAAGCCAUACUAUCUAAGACCAGAAACUCCAAACUACGGUGCUGAGCACGACACCAAGCUCUCAAUCUUUGGAGCCAUAGUCGAUCCUUUCCGCCCGCUACAUGUUUAUACCGGCGAUGUCUUUCCUAUGAAGGAAAUUAGCAUUCCAAAAUGGGCACUGGACAAGGCAACAAAAGAGAUGCAUGCCUUUUUCAUGGCUGGGCCAAUCUUGGUGCCCCACGUCCCUGAUCCUAACUUGGUGCUGGCAAAUACUGCCGAGGUCUCAGCGAGAGACGUCGCGAUCCAAACGCCUCUGACUGGUAUCGACGAAUGGUCGUGGCUUCAUCCAAAGCCAAAAUUGGACGAGAACAAGAAUCCAACUCCGGACGAAGCAGACUGGACGACAAUGCCAAUUCGGGCAGUCGACAUUCAGUUGAAUCUUAGUCACAGCGCGAACGAAGGUGAGCUCGUCGAUGGAUUUUUCAUUAUGAAAAAGAGCAUCAAAGAAUCACACCCGGUCUGA
Trichoderma aggressivum f. europaeum is the source of this 3945-nucleotide messenger RNA. RefSeq lists its product as uncharacterized. The transcript is spliced from 3 exons. The record is from RefSeq and is a predicted model, not a curated record. Lineage: Eukaryota; Fungi; Ascomycota; Sordariomycetes; Hypocreales; Hypocreaceae. The coding region runs from base 1 to 3945 and encodes 1314 amino acids.